This is a messenger RNA of Musca domestica (house fly), 967 nucleotides long. Its product is annotated as ribosomal RNA processing protein 36 homolog. Lineage: Eukaryota; Metazoa; Arthropoda; Insecta; Diptera; Muscidae. The record is from RefSeq and is a predicted model, not a curated record. Gene Ontology annotation, cellular component: 90S preribosome; nucleolus. The transcript is spliced from 3 exons. Bases 162 to 902 code for a protein of 246 amino acids. Gene Ontology annotation, biological process: maturation of SSU-rRNA from tricistronic rRNA transcript (SSU-rRNA, 5.8S rRNA, LSU-rRNA).
AUAUUCGGCGUUCGGGUGACAAGCGCUUCGCUUUUGUUAAGUUGUCGACCUGGAGACAUAUGCAACAUAUGUUUUUGCCCCACGAUAAAAAAAAACAAAUGUAAACAAACACACGUGAAUAGGAAGAAAACAAUCCUAACAGAAAUAAAUUCCAGAAAAUUAUGAGUUCCUCCGAAGAAGAUCACAAUUCCUCGGACGAGCAUAGCUCCUCCGAAGAGGAAGAAGAGCAAAGAAAUGAAAUACGAGAAGACUUAAAAAACAUGUCCUUUGAAGAAAUCAUGAAGCUGAAAGAGGAAUUAGGAGCGAAAAUCUACAAAGAAGCCGUGCUGGGAAUUGAUAGCAGUAAAAAAGAAAAACCCAAAAAGGAAACUAAGGAGUUUAAACGUCUUAACAAAAAUCGUCCCCGAGAACAGACGGCAAAACGUCAGGUACCCUUCCUGGGAGCUGAAUUGCGUACAAAACGGAAAAAAGAUGAUGUACGGGAUCCCCGAUUUGAUGAGCGGGCUGGAGAAUAUGAUGUGAAAAAAUUCAAAGAAAAUUAUAAAUUUGUAAGUGAAAUUCGUGAAAAAGAGGUGGUACAAUUGAAGGCCGCCCUUAAUAAGACCACCGAUGAAGAGGAACGUCGUGAAAUCAAGAAAACCAUACAAAGAUUAAUAAAUAAAAAUGUCGAAGAAAAGAAAUGGCAUCAGAAACAACAACAGCUCAAGGAGGAACAAAGUGACAUCCAGAAAGCCAUUGCAGAGGGUAGACAACCUCAUUUCAUUACCAAGAAGGAAAGAAGAACCAAGGAAUUGGUGGCUCAAUUCGAAGAGUUGAAACAGAAAGGCAAACUGGCCAAACACUUGGAGAAACGCCGCAAAAAGAAUGCAGCCAAGGAUCGCAAGAGAAUUGGCUUCGAUUAGGAUAUAGUUUAAAAUAUGUUUGUAUUUUUUUUAACAAUAAUAAACAAUAGUAAAUCUAACCAGUA